Molecule: messenger RNA, 780 nt
Organism: Vigna unguiculata (cowpea)
Lineage: Eukaryota; Viridiplantae; Streptophyta; Magnoliopsida; Fabales; Fabaceae
Product: protein DMP2 pseudogene
Source: RefSeq, a predicted model, not a curated record
AUGGGAAUGAUGAUUAGAAGCAGAGAAGAAACCAAAAUAUGUUCAUCUUCAAACAACCAACAGCGACCAUUACCUGGUACCUCCUCAAACCAAAUUACCAGCAUGACAAACACGACAUUCUUAGCAUUUGGCAGCUUCAUAAAGCUGCUUCCUACAGGCACAGUUUUCGUGUUCCAGUUCCUGAACCCUGUCGUGACAAGCAGUGGUAAUUGCAACGCCACCAACAGGUGUCUCAGUGUCAUUCUCCUUGUGAGUUGUAGCUUCUGUUGCGUCUUUUCUUCCUUCACGGAUAGCUACAUAGGCAGUGACAACCAGAGGCACUAUGCCAUCGUAACCCGAAAGGGACUGUGGCCUUCUCCGGCUUCCGACUCCGUUGACUUGUCAAGAUACAGAGUCUGGGCUGGAGAUUACGUGCGUGCUGGGUUAUCGUUGUCAGUGUUUGCGGUGUUGGGGCUGUUGGACACCAACACUGUGCACUGCUUCUACCCUGGUUUUGAGCCAACUCAGAAGACUCUGCUUCAGGUGCUUCCCACAGUUAUUGGAACAAUAGCGGGUGGGUUGUUCAUGAUCUUCCCUGACAAACGCCAUGGAAUUGGAUACCCUUUAACUUCUGAUUCCAACCACACCCCCAACCCGAAUGACAGUGCCUUAUCCUUGUAAUUUGGGCCAGUGAAAAUAUAUAUUGGCGCAUGCUGCAAACUGUGUGUGUACUUGCAAAUGUUAUUGCUUUAUACUUUCGUAUUUCGUAGAGUAAUAAUAUGUAAUAUAUAAAUGCCAUUA